This is a messenger RNA of Apis laboriosa (Himalayan honeybee), 6671 nucleotides long. Its product is annotated as synaptotagmin-10-like. Lineage: Eukaryota; Metazoa; Arthropoda; Insecta; Hymenoptera; Apidae. The transcript is spliced from 10 exons. Bases 65 to 1504 code for a protein of 479 amino acids. Gene Ontology annotation, cellular component: membrane. Gene Ontology annotation, molecular function: SNARE binding; calcium-dependent phospholipid binding; calcium ion binding. Gene Ontology annotation, biological process: regulation of calcium ion-dependent exocytosis; cellular response to calcium ion; calcium-ion regulated exocytosis. The record is from RefSeq and is a predicted model, not a curated record.
ACAUCCUUACUUCGUUCUAUACUCUUACAGCGUGUACACCGUAUACGGGAGAGGAGGAAAGGAUAUGGGUGUCGUUAAGACCGCAUCGGAGAGCGUCCUCGAGGACAACGUGGUCCCCAGCGAGGAAGCGAAUUAUUCCGUGCAAGGUUAUGCCGAAGAAUGGACGGAAACGUUCCCAUAUCAACUGCUGGUCGGAACAGGAGUGGCGUUGAUGGCUCUAUUACUGCUGGCCGCCGUGAGUUUUCAAUGUUCUUCGACCUGGCAAUGGUUAAUGAGGGUGAGACGGCACAUGAAGGAGGAGGACGCCGAGAGCGACUUAUCGCAACAGAACGCUAUACGUAUCAGUCAUUCUCUGCCGGAUCUCCAAUCUGAGCCGAUUACUCAUGAGUACGUCCAGGAGCAAAAGGAUAGCAAAAAGGUAUUGCGCCAGACAACUUUGCCCAUUGUCCCGAUGAGGCACCAGAGCUUUCAGAGGCAGCUCUCUCAUCGUCUCGAUCUGCCCAUCAAAUUCAGCAUCUAUAGUCUGGAUAAACGUAGCGAUUCCAAUCUUGGUUUAAUCAAGCCGGAACUUUACAAAAAGGAAUUGGGAGACGAUGCUGAGACCGGGAGCAUCACGGAAAUGGAGUACGCUGGCAAGCUGCGUUUUGCUCUGCGCUAUGACAAGGAGAUGGAGGGGUUGGUGGUCAAAAUCUUAGAGGCUCGAGAAUUGCCGGUGAAGGAUGUGACAGGCAGCAGCGAUCCCUACGUGAAGGUAUAUCUUUUGCCAGAUCGAAAGAAGAAAUACCAAACUAAAGUGCAUCGAAAGAAUUUGAACCCCGUAUUCAACGAAACCUUCAUAUUCAGCAUGUCGUAUGAGGAAUUGAAGGAGCAGUAUCUUCAAUUUUCCGUUUACGACUUUGAUCGAUUCUCCCGAAACGACUUAAUCGGACAAGUGGUGCUCAAAGAAUUGCUGGACUGCACCGAACAGGAGAUCGAAUAUACUAUGGAAAUUCUGUGCGCCAUGCAGGACAAGGUGGACCUAGGAAAAUUGAUGCUGUCUCUUUGCUAUCUGCCAACUGCUGGUCGGCUAACAGUGACUGUAAUUAAAGCGAGAAACUUGAAAGCCAUGGAUAUAACAGGAUCGUCAGAUCCGUACGUGAAAGUGUACCUGCUGUGCCAAGACAGACGGAUCAAAAAGAAGAAGACCUCUGUGAAGAAGAACACCCUGUUCCCGGUGUACAACGAGAUCCUGGUGUUCGACGUGCCCGCGGAGAACAUCGAGGACGUCAGCCUCAUAGUGAAAGUGAUCGAUUACGACAGGAUCGGCUCGAAUGAGUUGAUGGGUUGCACGGCGAUCGGCGCCGAUUUCAUCGGUAUCGGACGCGAACAAUGGCUGAAGAUGUUGGAGAACCCGAGGAAACCUGUGACGCAAUGGUACCCGCUCAUGGAAACCAUCCCUGGACACAUCCCAUCCGUGAGUUCGGAACCUCUUCCAGUGAGUUUGAGCUGCUUGAACAGCAGAUGAAAACAGCAUGGUUGGGAUAAGUAUCGCGAGAAGUCGCAGUUCUUGCCGGAUGUCGGCUUGGGCGUUGUUUCCUUCUGUCGUCAUUUAAUGCACACCGCUUGACUGACUUAAGUACAAUUUCUAUCUCAUCAAAAAAAAAAAAAAAAAAAAAAAAGAAAAAAAAGGAAGAAAGUUCGGAAGAAACACACAAAAAUCUAAAAAUCUAAAAAUAUUAAAAAAAAAAAAAGGAGAAUGAAAACAAACAAAAAAAAAAAUUAAAGAAGAAAAACACACUCUGUGCUUUUUGGAGUAUAUACGUGGCGAGAGCGUGAAAUAGUAAACGAGCGAAUAGAUCGUCGUAGAAUGUUUCUAAAAGCUUAAUACGAUUGAAGAGAGGGGAUGAAAGGGGAGGUUGCUCAAAACUUUAUCUUUGAAAAAGACAAAGAGAGAGAGAGAGAGAGAGAAUAACAAAUAAAAUAUACGCGUAUAGAUAAAUAAAAACAAAAAAAACAAAAAAAGAAAAAAAAAUAAAAAAAGUAGAGAGAGAGAGAGAGAAAGAGAGAGAAAGAAAGAGAGAAUAAAAAUAAGAGUUAGAGAUAAUGAAAAAGAUAGAAAAUAAAAAAAGAUAGAAUAGAAUUAUUUUUUGAGAACGAAUCCAGGCUGGCCCUGUGCAUUCAAACGUACACACAAAUACGAAAUAUAGUUUAUCAAUUAUUAUAUCAUACGAACAUACAUACAUACAUAUAUAUUUUAUCAACAAGAAUAAAGAGUUACAUUAUUACCCAAUAGAUGGUUGUGAACGAAGUCUCGAAUUUUUACAAAUCAAAAUGGCGGAACGCUGCUCGAUGCUUUCCGAUCCCGGGAAUUGAAUAUCCCUCGCAUCCCUUGUUUCCGCUCGAACAAUACCAACACGAUGCAGGGAUCCGUGUUAGACGCGUUCAAAUUUCUACGUACAUAUAUUGGAAAAUAAUUGUCUGGCGGAACAGUGAGCCGAAAACCGAAGGAAAAAUCUUCGUUUCGAAAUAAAUCAGCGAGGCGCGGACAAAAGGAUCAUCGGGCGAUCUAAUACGAAUAUCUAUAGAAUGCACGUGAUUUCUGGACGAAAUUGUUUCCCAAUCUCUCGUAAUCGCUCUAUUUUAAUCGUCUAUUUUCAAAUUUAUUUUUACACUACUCUUUUAAUAUAUCCUUCGAUAUAAUUAAAUUCAUCGUGAAUUUAAAUUCUAUAUUUCGAGCAUAUGAUUCAAUUUUUCUACUUUUAUUUUAAUAAAAUUAACGUUUAAUUCUUUGAUAAAACUAGUUAAAUAGUUUUCUUGAAAUAACAAGGAACAAAUAAUUUGAGCUGAUCAAAGUGAUAUAAUUUAUUGGAAUAAUCUGCUAUAUAAAUAAACGAAUAAUAUAAUCGGGUCGUUUAUUUGGCCACGAAAACGUGCAUUACGAAUAUUUAUAAAGUCGCCAAGUUCCGCAACCACUGGUAUCAACAUCGCAUAAACUUAAUUUAACGCGACGUGAAACAUAUGCGGUUGCCUAUUACCCAUGUACAUGUGUAAUGUUAUUAUAGCGCAGCUAUUAGCUUUCGAUACGUGAAAUAAAUAAAUAUAGUACGUAUAACAAUAAUCGCUUUCAAUGGUGGCCACGACCGCGGUUAGAUCCAAUCGUGUUAAUCAAACACCUCUUUCGUGCUUCCGAACUUAAUUGUUUCUGUCGAUCAAUUUAUGCAUGAAAUUCGCGAAGGGAAACGUUCCAAGGACAAUAACCAUUUAAUCGGAUAGAUAUUCUCCUCGACGUAGACUUCGAAUAGAGCAAUAUAUUUCUAAACGUAAACGUAUCCGUGAAAACAUCCAACAUGAAAAUCGUUGUUCCGUGUUGAAUCGUGCAACGCGAGCACAACAGGAAGCAAGCGAAAAAAUAAAAAAAAACAAAGAAAAGGGAGGAAAAAAGAGAGAGAGAAAAAAAUAUAUCGAAAAUGAAAGAAUGAAAGAAAGAAAGAAAAAAAAAGAAAAAACAUGAAAAAAGUAAAAAAAAAGUAAGUGAUUAGAUGUAGAGGAAGACAACGUUUACUAAUUCACGCUCUUACGCCAAUUGUUCGCGCAAAUGUUCUUAUUCAACGCGAUAAGUGUUUCGACGUAAAAGCUCGUCGAUAUGUGGACACCGCUUGUGAUAACGCACCCGAAGUACGUGCAUUCACGAGAAAUUGAGACACGAUGCGAGAGAAUGCAUCUACUUAUCUAUUUAUGUCGUAUGAAAAAGGUACGAACGUUGGAGGUAAUUUCUAUUAUAGCGUUUGUCUACCUCAUCAUCUAUCCCUUUCCCGCGAAAAGGAAGAAAGGAUUUCUGAAAGAAGAUAGAAGAUAACUUUCUAGAAAGUAAGAAUCGAUUACUUGCUGAAAUUCGUGAAAUUUGUAAGUUAGUUGGAGUAGGGAAAAUUUUUACUUUAUUGAGAAAGGCAUUAUAAAAUAAAAUUUAAUAAUAACUCGAAGUAACGAGUUACAUUGAUUAAUUUACAAUUAUUUUUACUUUAUUUUUACUUUCUAGAAAGUAAAAAUCGAUUACUUGCUGAAAUUCGUGAAAUUUGUAAGUUAGUUGGAGUAGGGAAAAUUUUUACUUUAUUGAGAAAGGCAUUAUAAAAUAAAAUUUAAUAAUAACUCGAAGUAACGAGUUACAUUGAUUAAUUUACAAUUAUUUCAAUAACGGCUUGAAGAAAAAUUAUAAAACGAUAGAAUUAAAAGAAAUUUCGAAUGGUGAAACGAACAUUUAUCCAAGAUGUAUCGAUUAUUACAUUGUGUAGUAGGAGUUCGUGUGUGUAUCGAAUAAAAAUUGUAUGCACGUGCGAAGGGCUGCGUCGUAGAGAAGAAUGAAUCGAUGCGAACGAUGCGGAGCGUGUAUAAUAUCGCACAAUUAUGUUCGAUUAAUAAAUUACAAAAUGUAUAUCAAAAAAAAAUAAAAAAAUAUAAAAAAAACAAAAAAGAAAUAAAAAAAAAAAGUAUAUACUCACGUAUAUAAUUGUAAAAUUCGAGAACGCGUAAAAUGGCACCAAUAAUUGUUUCGCGUCUAAUGAUAAGAUCAAUCGCGAUGGCUCGUAUUUCAUAUCGAUUAACGAUCAAUCAUGAAAAACUGACUAAGGCUGCAAUUCUGGAUACACAUGGGCGUCUUUGGAAAAUAGAUGGAUGAAGGAGAACAAUCUAUGUAAAAUGGAAUUGUUGCAUGAUUGUCCUCAGAUACCAGAUUCGAAUAUCUAUUACAUAUCUUCGACUCAUUAAUUCUGAUAUGAAUUGUUAGUUAAUGUAGAAUAUUAUUUUGACAAAAUUUUUGGAAAAAUUAUCAUUUUGUGAAUAUCUGGUCUCUAAAGAUCGAUUAUCAAAAAUCGAGCGAUAUAUUUCGUUUCUAAAGACACUCUGUGUUUCAUGUAGCUGGAAUGAAUAAUAAAAUAUAAACUUAUAUAAAUAUCGAAGCAUAGAUUAUUAUACGUGAUGACCAUAAAAGAAAAGUAUCCUUCGAAUUAUCUGAAAAACAAACUAUAGCAAAUUAUAAGCGCGUAGUAGGAUAAAUGAAAUGUGUCAAGCCUCAAAUAGCAUAGUAUCGUAGACAAAGUAGUGCAAAACGUCAAAACGCUUUUUAGUAGUUAAUUCUUUGAAAUGUAUAAAUAUUCAUAUACGUAUAUUUGUAUAAUCCUCGUACCAAUACACGUAUCCCGGUCAAUUUGGUCAUUGGAAUCAUUGAUUCUUUCGAGAGAUCGAAAUCCUUCGAAAUUCCAGCGACGCCCAUUAUUGGUCAUGUAAACAAAAUAAAUAAAUACAAAACAAAUUAUACGUUCUGUUUUUCGUACGAUCCACGAGCAUUGUAUCACAGACUGAACUCAAUUUCGCAUAAUUAUACAUAAUUAUCGUGAUGGUCGCAUCAUUUUAGAAGUGAUGCUUGCAGUAGAAUAUUAGAAUGAGCUGAGACUGAGGGAAAAAAUGUUUUUCUAUGCAUGCAAGAGUCAGAUGACAGAACAAAUCGAUGCUGAUGCGCUUGAUUUGUCUAGCAAGCUAUUGAGAAAGAAUGUCUCUAAAUUUAUAUAUUAUUAGAAAAAGGAAUAAAAUAAAAUAAAAUAAACAAAGAAAAGAAGUUAUUAGAAAUUACUCUAUUCAAUCAAUGCUAUUAGCCAGAAUUUCUUUCAAUAACUUUGUAAUAAUUUUCUUCGCCAAUAAGAUGUUUCACAUAUAUAUUGAUUAUACUGUUCAACAUUUUUAUUGAUAUUCUCUAAUUCCAAAUUUUACGUUCGAUUUUUCCAUCCGAUUUUUUUAAUUCUCCUAUUACAUUUGGAUUCACACGAGUAAAUUUUCUACUAAAUUUAAAAAAAUUAUACAAUUAGAAUAAGCUUUCGAGAACGUAAUAGGAGAGUAAAAAAAUAUAUAGUAAAAAAAUAAUAGCAAUUAUAUCCUGAUUUCUCUGUCGACGAGGAUUAAACGAGAAGGAAAUUGGAUUAAGCGUUAAUUUUAAGCAGGGAAUAUCUUUCCACCACUUUGGAUACAAGAAUUAGCUACAUUUCGAUGUUAUCGUCAGUUCUCUUCAAUUUGACAUUUUUCUAUUCAUUCCCAUUGUAUUAUUAAUGUGCGUCGAUGUUCGAAGUUAGCGGGUUACUUUUUUUGUAAAAUCGCAUCGUUCAGUUCGCAUCGUUCCAUUGGCCAUUUGUCAGGCCAGUGAAUUAUCUUCGAAGUAAUAUUCCCACAAAUAUCGAUCGUGGAUGAACGAUAUUUAUGGAGCGCGCAUGCAUAUCACACGACGAAACACGUACGAAUGGACGAGCGUUGAUCACAAAUUAUUAGAAAUUUUUUUUUUUUUUUUUUUUUUGAGCGAAAGAAGAGCAACCAAAGAGAAACGAGACCUCUGUUUAAAGUCUACUCUGUUCAUGAAAGUGAUAUAAAAUAAUCGUAUAUAUAAUCGAAUAUGCAGGCGAGUAAACUUAAGUAAUCCGGUACCGCUAGAAGCACGUAUUUUCUAACGAAUGUGUAUAAUCUAUACUGUAUAUUCGGGCACGCAAGUGCCUCUUGCGAUUGUGAAUGAAAUAAAAAUAAAUCGGUACCACAUAGAACAUCUGUUGUUUAACUCUAGAAAUCCCCAAUUAGAGAUUUAUUUCCAAUUCCUUUCCUUUUAUAAAACUUAUGAAACAUUUAUAAAAUUUGUGAGCACUUUAUUACUUAUAAUAUAC